UAACAACGACAGCACUUCGACCUAAAACUGUGUGCGGGAUGGCUUCAUCGCUAAGGUAUACGAUCAAUUUAUCACAAAGGGCAGAACCCUUAAAGAAAAAGAAGAGGAUAGAUCCAAUGAUUAUUCGUCAGAAAGAGGAACGCCGAAAGAAGAAAAUAGAGAAGAUGAUUCGGCGUUUAGAGAAGAAUGCUGGCCAGUUGAAGCCAAUAGAUGAGCUGGAGGUGCCUCAUGCUGUUGUGCAGCAAAUGGACAUCAGGAAGAGACAGAAGGUAACUAUGAGGGAAGAGGUGGCAGAGCAGCGAGCACAGUUGACAAAACAGUGGAGCCAGUACAAGUUUGAGCAGCACCAGAAGGAAGUCACAGUGCUCAAGAAAAUCAUAGUAGCUAGAGAUCAAGCUCUGGAGGAAUUACGGCAAGAGUCAGAAGACCUGUGGCUGGAAGCAAUACAAGUGGACCAUGUGCUCCUGCCAUUUAAGGCCAAGGGACCUGUGGCAACCUCACCAAUCAAAGAUUAUGACACUCCAGAUGGAGAAUAUUAUAAUAUCACCAAAAAGUGGGAUUAAAUUGAACAUGCUUUAUAUUUUACUUCACUUGGUUAUUACAAGGAUCUUUUUUUUUUUGUACAUAAUAAAAAAGAAUAUGUAAAAUUGACUGCUAUGAUGAAUCUUUUAAAUGAUCCAGAUUUAAACAAGAUAUUUAUUGAACCUAAAGCCAAAUCUCAGUGUUUGAUUGUAAAAUAAGACAGAUUUCUCACAAAUUGAA
This is a messenger RNA of Portunus trituberculatus (swimming crab), 762 nucleotides long. It is a transcript of the gene mRpL40, whose product is annotated as 39S ribosomal protein L40, mitochondrial-like. Bases 39 to 563 code for a protein of 174 amino acids. The record is from RefSeq and is a predicted model, not a curated record. Gene Ontology annotation, cellular component: mitochondrial ribosome; mitochondrial large ribosomal subunit. The transcript is spliced from 4 exons. NCBI's taxonomy places the organism in Eukaryota, Metazoa, Arthropoda, Malacostraca, Decapoda, Portunidae.